GGGACGUUCUCAGCUUUAGUGAAAUAUUUGCAGGAAGUUCUGCCAGAGCUUCUCCUCCUCCUCCUCCUCCUCCUCCUCCCUACACCUGCUCCCACUCCAGUCUCGGCUGGGAGUCCCUCCCGAUGGCAGAUUCCCGCGAUCCCAGCCAGUUCCAGGCGGUGGAUCUGAGCAGCGCGGCGGGGAUUGACAGCGGAGUUGCGUGCGGCCCGGAGUUUCCAGCGGACCGAAUGCUGAGCGCGGGGAGCUCGGCAGCGACUGGAGCUGGAGGAGGGAGCGACUCUCAAGCGGGUGGCCAGAGCCUGGCUGAGAAAGAUGCUGAAGGGCCAGUUCCAGCAUCCCCCUCCGUCACGGAUUACAAACUGAGGAAAUUCUUCGUGCUGAGGCCAGGAACAUUUGACCAAGCAUUGACAGAUAUUAAAACACAAAUAAGCCAGAAAGACGAUGGAGCUUUAAAAAGUACCUGGCUUCUGACUGAGAUCGAUCACUGGAACAAUGAGAAGGAACGUAUUGUGCUGAUCUGUGAGAAGUCCCUACUCAUCUGCAAGUACGAUUUCAUGGUUCUCACAUACCAGUACUGCCGGAGGGUCCCACUCAAUUUCAUCGACAGGAUCUAUUACGGAGAAUUCACUUUUCCUGAACAUUCCAUCAGCAGGAGAGACGGUAAAGGAGUUCGUCUUCAGUGGGACAAGCUGCGGGAGGCAUCCUUCAUUUCCCGCUGGAAUCCUUGGAGUGACGAGAUUCCAUACACAACCUUCGCUGAACAUCCAGCCAUAGCUGCCAAUGAAAGGUUCACCAGCCUUUGUAAGCUUGAAAGCUUCAAAGCAGAGCUUGCUCUGGCUGUCCAAAGAGCCUAUCAAAUGGAGCCAGUUCCUGGCAGGGCUAAUGGAGCGCUUGUAUUGGAUUAUCCAAUCCCCAUUGAUAGUUAUGUUGGGGUUGUGUCUCUCAUCAGCAACCAGAACAAGCUGGGGUAUUCACUGGCUCGGGGCUCUGUGGGUUUCUAGUCUGAUUGUAUUUCCUUUUGUGUGUGUAUUUAAUUUUGAAGGUUUCCUUUUCAUCUUGUGAUUGUUUCUUCAUUCUGAUCUGGUUUAUAAUUAAAUUGGUUGAAAUUUUGAGAACACAUAUCAAAGCCCCAAAACCACUGACAUCAUGGCACAUGAAGUUCUUAUCGAAACAAUCAUUAAAACUACCGAUUUUACUCUAUAAAGUGAGUGCGGAAUCCUAUCGAAUCACACAAUUCUAUAAAUAGGAGAUGAUUGAGAAUAUUAGACAGACAAAUACAGAUGUCCUAAGACAGUAACACGACACAAGAGUUAAAAUAACAUUGAUAAAGAGCUGAGCCAUUUCUUGUGGUUUAUUAUUUUAUGUUGCUUUAUUCCUGGGUGUAUUAGUGUGUCAGUACCAAGACAUUUACAAAAGCUUCUGUUAAAACAACGUACUGUGGAUACAUUUCUUGUAUGAUUCUCUUAACUCUGCCUGAAUCCCUAAAGGAUUUUUUUACAGCAGUCCUUCAUGUCUCAACCAUCUGAUUCUUAAUUUAUUGUCAGUGUGCUGUCUCUGUAGGUUGUGACUUUUUAAUGUCUUUGACUAAUGAAUGUAUUUCUGGACAGGGCUGAAUAAAAGAGGAAUCUAUGA
Carcharodon carcharias (great white shark) is the source of this 1632-nucleotide messenger RNA. Its product is annotated as tumor protein p63-regulated gene 1-like protein. Gene Ontology annotation, cellular component: cytoplasm. Lineage: Eukaryota; Metazoa; Chordata; Chondrichthyes; Lamniformes; Lamnidae. The coding region runs from base 123 to 1001 and encodes 292 amino acids. The transcript has 5 exons. The record is from RefSeq and is a predicted model, not a curated record.